UCCAACUCCUCUCUCACUGGAAGUGAGUGAGCAAUUGCUAAACGUCAAAACCUACUGAACUUUGACAGCUAAUCGAGUUCAGUAGGUUUUGACGUUUAACAAUUGGAAACGAGUGAUGGCCAGAUUGAAAUCUUACCAAAAAAAUAUGUAAACGGAGAGAUUUGUUGCACUUACAAAAAAUGUAAAACAAUGAAAAUUAAAUAAAUUUAUGAAAUGUAAAUGUAUUUGAUGAAACAUUUUGUAAUGUCAAGCAUCAUAGUAUUAUUUUCGAUGGGAAAUUAUUAAAAACAUUUAUUGAUUAAGAGCUAAAAAGCUUAAAACCUUUUAUUGGGUAUUGAAAAGUCAAAAGUCAGUUGUUUUAACAUGCCAUACAAAGAUUUAAUUAGAUUCUCUAGGUAUUAAAUAACCACUAAAUAGUAAUUUUUAUUCUUACUAAGUGUUGGGUGUUUUAAUUUAAAUGUCUAAAAAUUAGUAUUUUGUCCAAUCUGGCCAUAAUGGAAAAUGUUAUAAAAAACGCUUAUUUUGAAACGCUCUCACACUGGAAUAAGUUGGACAUCCCUUUAUUCCUGGUGCGAAUAGCAAAGUGAACCAGUUCAGUUAUCAUCAAUUGCUGCUGUGACGAGUAAGUUUACAUUCACACCAUAUAUGUACAUCUACUAGAUAACGGAAAAUUCAGUAACUAAUAAUGGCCUCAAGUUCUACCCAAACACUUGCUCUUCAGACGGAUUCCAGUGCGCUGAACUGCUUCAAGGAAAAAUUAAUGGCGAAAAUAUUUAGCUUCUACGACGAGCAGUCUCUAAUCGAUGUGACAUUUAAAGUUUCAAACCCAACGGCUCUCGUACCCGCGCAUCGUUUGAUACUCGCAGCAGCGAGUCCUUACUUCGAGAACCUUUUCAAUGGCGAUCAAGGCAAUAAUCCUGUCAUCCUGAUAAAUGAUAUCGAUAGCGAUAUCUUUGAGCGUCUAAUAACCUUUUGCUACACCGGUCAGGCGCUAAUUACCGCUAACAAUGUCGGUGCUAUGGUAAAGGCGGCAAUCGUUUUGCAAUUGGACGACGCCUUGAGCAGUUGUGUGGACUAUCUUAUGACACAAAGCGAUGAAUACACAUUACACGAUGCUUAUAUGCUGGAGCGUGAAACGCAAAGUGAACUUCUUAAGCAGAAAUUUAUCGAAUACGAAAUACAGAAUUUUAUGGAGAUCAGCCAAAGCGAUGAGUUUCUGAAUUUUGAUGUUGAAAGAUUGAAAUAUAUUCUGGAAUCUGACAAUUUGAAUAUAACUUAUGAGGAAGAUGCCUACGAUGCCAUAAAUCGUUGGUUCAAUUACGAUGUUUCUGCGCGUCAAGAACAACUACCACUUUUAUUAGCUUGUCUCCGGCUUCCGCAAUUCAGUAUGGAUUUUCUGUUGACACACAUAGAGCCAUUACCUGCUGGUGAUCCACUGGCCUUCAAGCCGUUAUCCGAGGUCAGAACGCCUGCAGCACGGACUCCCUUCCCACGACGAUCGGGUCUACGUAAAGUACUGUCAACUGGGCGGAAUUCUGCCGCUACAACAAACACAACAAUACCGACAAAGAAAUAUAAACGAUUUCCUAAACCAAGCGAGCUUAGUGCUGGCAAUUGUGUGAAAACAUUACUGGCAUUUUGCUCAGGGACGAAUCCCAAGCUGCUGCAAUAUAACAAAGUUGAGGACAAGUGGCAAGAAUAUGCGAGCAUAAAAUGCGACCACAUUUGUUAUAGAACUAUUUUAAAGGAUGAUAAUGUAUUAUUUAUUGGCGGUAAUAAAAGUGGUGUCACAUCCAACAUCAUCCGCAGUUGGAAUAUAUGGAAAAAGGCAUGGCAACAUUUGAAUUUGCCCGCCAUGAAACAAGCAAGAAGCUCACACUGCGUUGUUGAAUUAGAUGGUAAGAUCUAUGCGAUUGGUGGUUUUGGGAAUAAUAAAAUUCUGCAGUCGGUAGAGAGAUAUACUGCAUGCGAUGGGUGGGAGUACGUGCACAGUCUGAUUGUUGGACGAGAAGGUGCCGGAGCAGUGACUUUUGGUGGUAAAAUUUAUAUAAUGGGCGGUUAUAGUGACGGUGAAGAAUUAAAAUCCGUCGAGUGCUACAAUUCCGAUUCAAAUACUUGGACUCCUUGCGCGGAUACGAUACUACAUCACUCUUUACCUGGUGUAGCUGCACAUAAUGGUCACAUUUAUGUUUUAAGCAAUAUCGGUAUUGAACGAUACGAUCCUCAGCAAGACACAUGGUCACAGAUUUGCUCUCUGGAAGUUGGCCGUGGUCUUAUAGCUUGCGUAUCGCUAGACAAUAAACUGUGGGCUAUUGGUGGCACCACCCAAACAGGCGGAAAGGCAGAGUUUAAUGACUGUUGGGUGGAAAGAUGCUCAUUACCCACAAAUGACGUUUAUAACUGUUUUGUUGUGCCUGAAUCCUUGCUGUCGUCGAAAUGAUUCAAUAAUAAUAUAAUUAUUGUUCCUUUUUUGAUUAAUGAAUUCGUUUAGAAUAAACUGUCUUAUAAAGAUAA
Bactrocera dorsalis (oriental fruit fly) is the source of this 2514-nucleotide messenger RNA. RefSeq names its product kelch-like protein 28. The coding region runs from base 686 to 2440 and encodes 584 amino acids. NCBI's taxonomy places the organism in Eukaryota, Metazoa, Arthropoda, Insecta, Diptera, Tephritidae. The transcript has 9 exons. The record is from RefSeq and is a predicted model, not a curated record. Gene Ontology annotation, molecular function: protein binding.